Ylistrum balloti is the source of this 1464-nucleotide messenger RNA. RefSeq names its product dehydrogenase/reductase SDR family member 11-like. NCBI's taxonomy places the organism in Eukaryota, Metazoa, Mollusca, Bivalvia, Pectinida, Pectinidae. The record is from RefSeq and is a predicted model, not a curated record. The transcript is spliced from 7 exons. Bases 1 to 759 code for a protein of 252 amino acids.
AUGGAGCGCUGGACAGGACGUGUGGCCCUUAUAACGGGUGCUUCGGUUGGAAUAGGAGCUGCUCUCGCCAAGAAACUAGUUCAACAUGGCAUGAAAGUUAUUGGUUGUGCUCGAAACGUGCAGAAAAUUCAGGACCUAGCCGAUGAGUUAAAGACAGAGAAGGGUUCUCUAACGGCCAUUAAAUGUGAUGUCUCCAAGGAGGAUGAGAUGCUGGCCAUGUUCGCGAAGGUCAAGGCUGACUUUGGAGGCGUGGACAUUUGUGUCUGCAAUGCCGGCCUGUCCCACGACGCCCCCAUUCUGACCGGCGAUACACAACAAUGGAGGGAGAUGUUGGACGUGAAUGUGCUUGGCCUGGCAAUAUGCUCCAGAGAGGCUGUCAAACAGAUGAGAGAGAAAGGAGUGGAUGAUGGUCACCUCAUUCUUCUAAACAGUAUGUCUGGUCAUCGAAUUAUCCACAGUAGUCCUGGACAUUUCUACACUGCUACCAAGUUCAUGGUUACGGCCUUGACGGAAUGUCUGAGACAGGAACUCAAUGACCUCAAAUCACACAUCAGGGUCACGAGUAUCAGUCCAGGAAUGGUUUACACGGAGUUUCAAGGUCGGAUGUUCAAGGACAUGAGUAAGGGAGACCAGAUUUGCACUGCAUAUAAGACACUGGAGGCUGGUGAUGUAGUAGACGCCAUUGUUUAUGCUAUAGGAACUCCAGGACACGUGCAGGUACAUGAUAUUUUACUACGUCCUACGGAACAGAGCACGUGAAGGAACAAGAUUUCCCCAAGACUCUCGACAACAGUUGUAUCUGGGGGAGUGGACACAGAAAUCAGCCCUACCUGUAGAUGAGCUGAUGUUACUAAUAUAUGGGUUAUCGUCCUUUAGAACUAAGUACUUGUUGGGAGAGAUUAUUAUCGAUCAUAUAAUCAGCGGAACUUGACCAGAACUGCACUUUACAUAUCUAUAACUAAAUGUCUGUCAGAGCUUAGACUACAGUAUGUAAGUCUUAUUUGACUUGUCUGACUUAUAUGACCUUGACCUGGACCGUUAAUGACAUGGCUGCUUACUUAAAUGGCAGCCGCCAGACAUUUUCUCGAAUUCGGAAAAAAAAUCACGUAUUCCUAUGUGAGCCAUAGACCUGAAACUUCGCUUUACAUACUUGUCUGGUGGAGCUGACCUCGGUCUUGACUAGACACUUCGACAUGCAAUAAAUUAUGUGGAGCUUCCAAUGUUUUCUUUAAUACUUUUGUCCUAAAGACUAGAUUGUCUGUAGGAACUAGUCUCAUGAACUCCAGUCUACUGGCUGAUUUUCUAAGGAGUAAUAAUAUUAGACAGACAAGGAAAAUUGACCCUAUGUACCUUUCUUUUGGAGAAGAAUCAUAGCUUUUCGGCAGCACUUCAAUAUCAAAUUAUGAAAUUACUGUUAUCAAAAUAUUACCUAUAGGCAAAUAAAACAUUUUCUAUGAUUUGAAA